Messenger RNA from Nycticebus coucang (slow loris), 1027 nucleotides. RefSeq names its product GTPase RhebL1-like. Bases 33 to 584 code for a protein of 183 amino acids. The transcript has a single exon. The record is from RefSeq and is a predicted model, not a curated record. Gene Ontology annotation, molecular function: GTPase activity; GTP binding; GDP binding. Gene Ontology annotation, biological process: small GTPase-mediated signal transduction. Gene Ontology annotation, cellular component: plasma membrane. NCBI's taxonomy places the organism in Eukaryota, Metazoa, Chordata, Mammalia, Primates, Lorisidae.
AGUUUUUCAAGUCUCCGGGGCGGGCUCCUGCCAUGCUGCUGGUCCGCUACAGGAAGGUGGUCAUCCUCAGAUACCGCUCAGUAGGGAAGACAUCUUUGGCGCAUCAGUUUGUGGAAGGCAAGUUCUUGGAAGGCUAUGACCCCACAGUGGAGAAUACUUACAGCAAGAUAGUGACUCUUGGCAAAGAUGAGUUUCACCUACACCUGGUGGAUACAGCAGGGCAGGACGAGUACAGUAUUCUGCCCUAUUCAUUCAUCAUUGGGGUCCAUGGUUAUGUGCUUGUGUAUUCUGUCACCUCUCUGCAUAGCUUCCAAGUAAUUGAGAGUCUGUACCAAAAGCUACACCAAGGCCACGGCAAAACCCGGCUGCCAGUGGUGCUAGUGGGGAACAAGGCAGAUCUCUCUCUGGACAGAGAGGUUCAGGCAGUUGAAGGGAAGAGGCUGGCAGAGUCCUGGGGUGCAACAUUUAUGGAGUCAUCUGCUCAAGAGAAUCAGGUGACUCAAGACAUCUUCACCAAAGUUAUCCAGGAGAUUGCCCGCGUGGAGAAUUCCUAUGGACAAGAACGUCGCUGCUAUGUCAUGUGAGCCCUUGGGUGCUGGAUAUCUGCCUUGUUUCUAUCCCUGGCACUUGCCAGGCUCCAAAUGGGGGCAAGCCCUCCAGACUUCACCGGUAUGGAUGCCAACUGUGUUAUUGACCCUCUGGGCACACAGUUUGGCAUCCUCAAGUUUGCACACUUUCCCAAGGCUUCAGUGGCCUGGUUGUUAAUGUUUACAAAGGGGCAAGGAUGUCUCAUGGGCACUGGCCUCUAGCCCUCUGUUUUUGCUAAAUGAGUUCUGUUGGAACCUGUGGGCAUUUUUUAUCCAGGGACAUUCCUCCUGUGUAGCUUUUGGGUUUUGGUUGGAAAAGGGGAGCUGGGGACUUCUGAAGUAGAGCUGGCUCCCUGGCGUGAUAGUGUAUAUAUGCAAAUAAACUGAUAAAUCUUUAAAAAAAAAAAAGAAGUAUCAUUGCAUCACAGCUCACAGCAACC